This is a messenger RNA of Cladophialophora immunda, 3331 nucleotides long. RefSeq lists its product as hypothetical. Lineage: Eukaryota; Fungi; Ascomycota; Eurotiomycetes; Chaetothyriales; Herpotrichiellaceae. Bases 1270 to 3099 code for a protein of 609 amino acids. The transcript has 3 exons. The record is from RefSeq and is a predicted model, not a curated record. Gene Ontology annotation, biological process: DNA-templated transcription; regulation of DNA-templated transcription. Gene Ontology annotation, molecular function: DNA binding; zinc ion binding; DNA-binding transcription factor activity, RNA polymerase II-specific.
CGCAAACAAAACUCGCAACUCAAGGUUCCAUUCAGCUCGUAUUGAUGUUUGCAAAGAUCUCACUUGUCCCAAGACGUCAUUUGCUCCCAGUCACUAUGACGGCGAGCUCGAGUCAACUAUUAUCGAUGGGGCCAUGCUAUCCGUUGAGAGGGCGAUCGAGGAAUGAUGCUCCUUCAUGUCGCUAACCGGUCAACCUGUGUCCCUAGUUAUCAAAACCACCCGUUGGAUGCGCGAGGAAGAAAACAUGUUGCUCUCCAGAAUGUCGAUCUUCUCACGGUACAGUGCCUAUGGCUUGACCGAGCCUCGUCAGGCCAAGCGCUGCAACUCUCUCGCUUUGGGGAUGCCCUAAAGAGUGGAUGAUGGGCUCUCAGACUAAAAACGCUCCGCCGACGCAUGCCCGACCUCCGACCGGUUGCCGCCCUGUGGAAAAAUUGCACCAAACCCAUGGGUCAAGAUCUUGGACGGCAGGCUAGUAUCUUGGUAGUAGCGUCCUAGGAAAUACCACCAAUGCUUUUAAAUGAAGUCCUGGAAACCAUUUGACGUGCAUUCAUAUGAUAUGCUCAGCUUCUCUCCCACAGCGAGGCGGACAACAUUCCAACCACAAUGGAUGGAAAGAAAAGGCAACGGCCAGUCACUUCGUGUCUUCCGUGUCGGAAACGCAGGCUAAAGUGUGAUCGGGUAGAGCAAAAUGGAAUCCUGGACUCGUUCGUCGAGCCGAUAGAGGAGGUACUAAUGUAUGCAUUUCAGGUGCAUCCCACUUGUGGACGCUGUCUGGCUGGUGGUACCGACUGUGUCUACGACGAGAGUGCCAGUGCCAAUGCCAGCGUCAGCGCUGCACCCCGAUCAUCUACCUGGCAAAGCGCAUCAACUUCGCAGUUUGCACCAUCAUCAUCGACAAGCUAUGCAAGACCCGAGGAAGGGAGGGGGACAGGAGCUCAGACCGAGCGUAAGUGCCGCUUGCCACCUUCAAACUCCUCAAUCAGCCAAAUUAAUAACCCGGAUCAGCGACUGCAGAGCCUGUGUCCAGGCAAAAUAACCAUGAGAGAGGGCAACUUGCUGUUUAUGAUGGUGGCCGCUCGGCCUACGUUGGCUCAACCUACUGGGCAAAUGCAAUCCCUCCCGAGGUAAUUGAACUUCCUGACACGUUUCAUUCAUCUGUUGUUUUGUUCAUAGUCACCCGUGCUUUUGCUGACUGUCGUCCAGAUCAACCGCGACACAGUGCCUACACUCGCCGACGAGACCAGCCCUUUCCCCAAAUUCCCAGGCAGGAUGCAGGAGGGAGGACUCGAGUGGAGCGGACAGAAGUUUCGUCCACCGCGCAACUGCGGCUUCGAAUGGACCAAGUCAUCGUCGAACAAGUGCAAGCUCUGUGGAAGGAACUACAACAUCUCGUGUGUCAUGGCCCUACUCCCCAGUCGCGAAAUCUGUGAGAAGCUAUGCGGCUUUUUCUUCUCAACCGUCUUCCCUCUGACACCCAUCUUCCACAUGAAGGGUUUUGCAGAGGACUUCGCAACGUUCUGGGAUGGCAUGCCGCCCACGAACGUGCACAAUGCUGAGCCGAGCGUGUUCAUGCGCAAGAAGCCGGGCUUUCUGUCUCUCUUAUCUGCGAUUCUGUUUGCGGCAGUCUUCUCGGCCUCGCCAGCUCGCCUUGAGCGUAUCUUUGGGGAGCCCACCUAUCUCAAUCCUGGAGACAUGUACUUCAUUGCCAUGGCUUCAGCUAGCCUGACCGGGUUUCCUCGACGGCCCAGCAUCCACUCCCUGGCAGCAUACAUCAUUGCACAGAGCCAAUUCGUGAGAGAAGAAGAGUUCUCGGACGCUCCCGACUUUAUUGCUACCUCGUUUCGUGUUGCGCUAGGUAUGGGCUUGCACCGCCAACUCCCAGAAUCGGGACUACCUCCGGCCGAGCUGGAGACCAGACGCAGGCUUUGGUGGUAUAUUCUCCACCUGGAUGUCAUGUCUUCAUCUUCGUCGGGGCUCUCGCCUCUCUUCAUCAAUCAGAAAAUGGCCAACACCGAUGCUAUAUGUCAAUACGACGUCCACAAUGACGAUCCGGGUGCUCGUCAGGAUGUCGACGUUCGUUACCUAGUAGCGUCUCGCCGCUACGAAAUUACCAGGGAGAUCAGAAGAGUCCUUGUGCUCCAUUUCGAAGACGCCUUCCAGUCGCCGGAAGUGGUGGCAGAUUGUGCAGGUCGCCUUCGAAUGAUAGCCGACCGCACUAGUGCCACCGUCGACACCUUGCUCAAGGCCAGGGCCACUGCUGAGGCAAAAGUCGCGAGAUCCAGCACACCCCGUGCCGUUGAGCAAGCUUCCUCUAUGCUGGAUUUUGACCGGGUUUGGACACUUCGGCCAGACCCGAGCGACAAAGAGGCCGUGGACUUUACCGCUUGGUCUGCGCUUCUUUUGCACCUAAUGGUCCACAAGGCAUAUUGCGUCCUAUACCAUCCCCUAUUCAGGGACCCUGCAAUGUUGGCCGACGAAAACAUCCGAACAAAUGCCGUCAAACAUGCGCAAGCAUUCAUCCAAGUGUUUAUCCGCGUCUGCAACGAUCCCAUCUCGGACCCCUUCCACUGGAUGUAUCCGGGGACGUACCAGCCUCUCCAAGCAGUCUCGCUGCUUCUCGCGGACCUCUUGCAGCACCCGUACAGCGACGACGCGGCUCUUUCCCGGGGCCUGAUCGACGCCAUCUUCGAACUCUACCAAGUCGACGAAGGCAUCGUCAGCCAGAGCGACCCGCCGCGGCGCCAGCUCUCGCCCUCCGGACGAGACGCAUGGACCAUGCUGGUGCGCACGCGCAGAAAGGCCCUGGAGCAGGUCGGGAUGGACUACCACGUGCUGUUCCCGUCCAAUGCCGUCCUGUCGAGCCGGUGCAUCUGCGGUGAAAAGAUCUCCGUCGUCGACACCGACGCCGUGACCCACCAGCAGGCUCUGCAGCCGACCCGGCCUGGGGAGGGACAACAGCCACCCCCGCCGCCGAUCCCACAGGACAUGCAGGGCGAGCAGACCGAACAGGCGCCGGGGCAGAUGCUCUACGAUCAAGUCGACUUUGACUGGCACGCCUGGGACAACGCGCUGGGGCCGUCGAUCGGCCUGAUGCCGUGACGGGUGCAGCGUACUUUUUUUGACUGAAGGUUUUACGACAAUGACCAAACCCCGCUGUUGAACAAUCUUGUAGUUGGAUUUAGAGCGAGAGCGAGGAAAUAACAUGAAUGAACGAAAGAAAGGAGGAAAAUGGUUGGUUAAUCCCAACAUGAAAUGGAUAUGGACAAGGAUAUGGUGAUAAUGAUAACCUGCUUCCGUACCAUACCAUACCAACAUGAUAUUUCGCUUCGUA